This is a messenger RNA of Sphaeramia orbicularis (orbiculate cardinalfish), 3181 nucleotides long. It is a transcript of the gene slc12a3, whose product is annotated as solute carrier family 12 member 3. Gene Ontology annotation, biological process: chloride transmembrane transport; sodium ion homeostasis; sodium ion transmembrane transport. Gene Ontology annotation, cellular component: apical plasma membrane. The coding region runs from base 1 to 3087 and encodes 1028 amino acids. Gene Ontology annotation, molecular function: sodium:potassium:chloride symporter activity. The record is from RefSeq and is a predicted model, not a curated record. NCBI's taxonomy places the organism in Eukaryota, Metazoa, Chordata, Actinopteri, Kurtiformes, Apogonidae. The transcript is spliced from 26 exons.
AUGGAGUUAGUGGUCAGUGACGGUGUCCACCAGGCCACAUACAGUCCCCCAGUCCCUGUGUCAGUGGCCAACAGGAAGUCAACUUCUCCAGAGUUUAGUCCGUCUGGUUACUAUCAGGGCUAUGGAGAUGGGAGCAGUGUUUCCUCUGAAGCUCUAACCGGCUACGAGACGCUGGACGCACCGCCGCACUAUGACUUUUAUGCCAACACUGAGGUUUGGGGCAGACGGAGGCGCUUCAGACCGUCUCUGUACCAACUGUACGCCAACCCACAGGAUGAUUCUAGACCUCCUUUAUAUGAGGAGACAACAGGAGGAUCGAUGGACCGAGGAGGAGGAGACACCUCAGAGGAAGAUGAAGAAGAGCACAAGGAUCCUCCGUCUGAACCGACUCGCUUCGGUUGGAUCCAGGGAGUCAUGAUCCGUUGCAUGCUGAAUAUUUGGGGGGUGAUCUUGUACCUCAGGCUGCCGUGGAUCACAGCUCAGGCUGGUAUAGGUUUGGCGUGGGUGAUUAUUCUGCUGUCCUCCUGCAUAACUGGAAUCACAGGCCUCUCUACUUCAGCCAUUGCUACAAAUGGAAAGGUCAAAGGAGGUGGGACCUACUUCCUGAUCAGUCGUAGUCUCGGCCCAGAGCUCGGGGGGUCCAUCGGGCUCAUCUUUGCGUUUGCUAACGCCGUAGCUGUGGCCAUGCACACUGUGGGCUUUGCUGAGACUGUCACAGACCUCAUGCGUGAGCACGGAGCUUCUAUGGUGGACCGAACCAAUGACAUCCGAAUUAUUGGCGUCAUCACCGUCACAUGUCUUCUUGGUAUUUCAAUGGCGGGUAUGGCAUGGGAGUCAAAGGCCCAGAUUCUGUUCUUCGUGGUCAUCAUGGUGUCCUUUGCCAGUUACAUUGUUGGAACAAUAAUCCCUGCUUCAGCACAGAAACAAGCCAAGGGUUUCUUCAGCUACAAAGCGGACAUCUUCACUGCCAAUUUUGUGCCCAACUGGCGUGGAAAAGAGGGCAGUUUCUUUGGCAUGUUCUCCAUUUUCUUCCCCUCGGCUACUGGCAUCUUGUCCGGUGCUAACAUCUCUGGAGAUCUCAAGAAUCCAACAGUGGCCAUCCCCAGAGGAACGCUGAUGGCCAUAUUCUGGACCACCAUAUCCUACCUCAUCAUCACUGCUACCAUUGGGUCCUGUGUGGUGCGUGAUGCAUCAGGCAUAUUAAAUGACACCUUGUCUUCAUCCUCAUCCAUGGAGGACUGUGUCGGUCUGGCAUGUCAGUACGGAUGGGACUUUACCGAGUGCAUCAACAACAACACAUGCACCUUCGGCAUCAGCAACUACUAUCAGUCAAUGAGCAUGGUGUCAGCCUUUGCCCCCCUCAUCACUGCUGGUAUCUUUGGAGCAACCCUGUCCUCUGCUUUGGCCUGCCUCGUGUCAGCCCCUAAAGUCUUCCAGUGUCUAUGUAAGGACAAACUCUACCCUUUCAUUGGCAUUUUUGGUAAAGGAUACGGCAACAAUGAUGAACCGCUCAGAGGUUACCUGUUGGCAUAUAUCAUCGCUGUCUGUUUCAUCCUCAUUGCUGAGUUGAACACUAUCGCUCCAAUCAUCUCCAAUUUCUUCCUGUGUUCGUACGCGCUCAUCAACUUCAGCUGCUUCCACGCCUCAAUCACCAACUCACCAGGUUGGCGUCCAUCCUUCAGGUUCUACAAUAAAUGGCUGUCGCUGCUCGGAGCUGUGUGCUGUGUGGUUAUCAUGUUCCUGCUGACAUGGUGGGCGGCUCUUAUUGCCUUUGGAGUUGUCAUCUUUCUUCUGGGAUACACACUUUACAAGAAACCUGAGGUGAACUGGGGCUCUUCAGUACAGGCCAGUUCUUACAACAUCGCUCUGAACCAGUGUGUGAGCCUCAACCAUGUGGAGGACCACAUCAAAAACUACAGACCUCAGUGUUUGGUACUAACAGGUCCUCCCAGCAGCCGUCCAGCUCUGGUGGAUCUGGUCGGCUGUUUCACAAAGAGUCUCAGCCUCAUGAUGUGUGGCAAUGUCAUCACUGCUGGACCCUCUCCGUCAGUAAUGGAGAAGGCGAGCAGCGACAGUCAUGUGAAAUGGUUAAACCGAAGAAAGGUGAAGUCGUUCUACAGAGCUGUGGUGGCAUCGGAUCUGAGAUCAGGGGUUAACAUGAUGCUGCAGGGGGCAGGUUUGGGUCGGAUCAGGCCUAACGUCCUGUUGAUGGGUUUCAAGAAGGACUGGCGCAGUGACUCACCUCAGUCUGCACACAAUUACAUAGGAAUACUGCAGGAUGCAUUUGACCUGCAGUACGGUGUGUGUGUGCUGAGAAUGAAGGAGGGACUGGACGUCUCUCAUGUGUCUCAAUCGCAUGUCAAUCAUGGAUUUGACGGAGGACCAGAAAGUACAGAAAGGAACAAUUCUGCUCCCACCCGUCUUCAAACCAUCACUACAUCUGCUGUCCCACCUGCAGCAGACCCUCAGCACACCACAGUGUUCCAGAAAAAACAAGGAAAGAAGACUAUGGACGUGUACUGGCUCUCUGAUGAUGGAGGUCUGAUCCUGCUGCUGGCCUACCUGUUGACCCGCAGGAAGCGCUGGAGCAGCUGUAAGGUCCGAGUGUUCGUGGGUGGAGAAACAAACAAGAAGGAGGAGCAGAGGGAGGAGGUAUUGGCACUGAUCAAGAAGUUUCGUCUGGGUUUCCAGGAUGUGGAAGUGCUCCCCGACAUCUACCAGAAUCCCCAAUCUGUGAAUGUUCAUCAGUUUGAGAAUGUGGUGGCUCGCUACAGACUGGACAUGAACCCCAAGCAGGAAUCAGAUUCUGGUCCGAUGCGAGUACAGGAGGGGCCUUGGGUGAUCACGGACCAGGAUUUAGAGAGGAACAGAGCCAAGUCUCUUCGUCAGAUCCGCAUCAAUGAGGUUCUGCAGGACCAUUCCAGAGAGGCUGCACUCAUUCUUAUCACCAUGCCCGUGGGAAGGAGGGGAGUGUGCCCCAGUACUCUCUACCUGGCCUGGUUGGACUUUCUGUCACGUGACCUGAGACCUCCCGUCUUAUUGGUCAGAGGAAAUCAGGAAAAUGUCCUCACUUUCUACUGCCAAUGAAAUAUCACCUUGACCUUAUAGUAGCUACAGCAAAUGUACCCCACUAUAAUUAGAAUAUAUAUAUUUGUGACUUAUUAUGAUCUGAUCCUGUAAC